GAGGGUGGUCUUGCAGUCGACGAGAGGAGAGGAGAGGAGAGGAACAGGAGUUUUAUUGAGGAGUAGCUGCAACGGGAGAGGGGAAAAAAACGCAUGCGAGUGAAGCAAAAGCUCUGAAGCCGCCUCACCGACGGUGAGAGGAAGAGAGAGAGAGAGAGAGAGAGAGAGAGAGAGAAAGGGGGGAGGAACGACCGCUCCGUGCUGAGAAAACUGCCGCUUGAAUUUGUUUAACUUGUUGAUGCGACGAUUUUCUACUGGGUUUUUUUUUGUUUUUGUUUUUUUUUUGUUGUUUUUUUUUUCCACCCCAUCUCUGUCGCCUGGGCUGCGGUGACAGAUAGAUGGGAGGCGGAAUCGCAAGUGUGCUCAUCCGAGGAUAGGUUUCCUUCCGUUUUUCCCCCCCCAUUUAUUAUUUUUUUUAUUUAUUAAACUCGCCGUGGAUGCAGUUUAAAGAGCAGCUCCUUACCUAAGAUGCAAUUCAUCUCUGAGCCGUAGCACUGUGAUAGCCGGAGCGGGGUUGUAUUGAACACUACAGGUCAGCAUGGCAGCAGGUGUAGCGGCGUGGCUCCCGUUCGCCCGAGCGGCGGCCAUCGGAUGGAUGCCCGUGGCGAGCACCCCGAUGCCCAUCCCUCCCCAAGACAAGAAGAAGGGCAAGGACGGACUCAUCAUCCUCAACGUGAGCGGGACCAAGUUUCAGACGUGGCGAACCACUUUGGAGAGGUACCCGGACACUUUGCUGGGGAGCACGGAGAGGGACUUCUUUUUCCACGAGGAGACGAACGAGUACUUUUUCGACCGUGACCCCGACAUCUUCAGACAUAUCCUCAAUUUCUACCGCACGGGGAAACUACACUAUCCGCGCCAAGAGUGCAUAUCCGCGUACGACGAGGAGCUCGCCUUCUUCGGCAUCAUCCCCGAGAUCAUCGGGGACUGCUGCUAUGAGGAGUACAAGGACCGGAGGCGCGAGAACGCGGAGAGGCUUCAGGACGACGAGGAGAUGGACAUGAGCAAUGACGUCACGCCGGUGAACCUGACUUACCGGGAGUUCCUGUGGCGGGCUUUUGAAAACCCUCACACCAGCACCUUGGCGCUGGUCUUCUACUAUGUCACAGGCUUCUUCAUUGCCAUAUCAGUCAUGGCCAACGUGGUGGAGACGGUUCCGUGCGGGACUCUGCCCAACAGGUCAAAGGAGGUGUCCUGCGGGGACCGUUACGCGCUGGCUUUCUUUUGUUUGGACACUGCGUGCGUCAUGAUCUUCACCUUCGAGUAUCUCCUCCGUCUGAUCGCGGCUCCCAGCCGGUACAAGUUCAUGAAAAGUGUGAUGAGCGUCAUCGACGUGGUCGCCAUCAUGCCUUACUACAUCGGCCUGGUCAUGACCGACAACGACCAGGUGAGCGGCGCUUUCGUCACGCUGAGAGUCUUCCGGGUGUUUCGGAUUUUCAAGUUCUCCCGGCAUUCCGCGGGGUUGCGCAUCCUGGGCUACACCUUGAAGAGCUGCGCCUCCGAACUGGGCUUCCUACUAUUCUCCCUCACCAUGGCCAUCAUUAUCUUUGCGACGGUCAUGUUUUAUGCAGAAAAAGGCUCCACAGCCAGCAAGUUCACCAGUAUCCCUGCGGCGUUUUGGUACACCAUUGUCACCAUGACAACACUCGGGUACGGGGACAUGGUGCCAAAAACAAUCGUGGGGAAGGUGUUUGGGUCCAUAUGCUCUCUGAGUGGGGUGCUGGUCAUCGCCUUGCCGGUCCCUGUCAUAGUGUCAAACUUCAGCCGUAUCUACCACCAAAGCCAGCGGGCGGAGAAGCGACGAGCCCAGAGGAAAACUCGGCUUGCUAGAAUCCGUGCUGCGAAGAUUCGAGGCACUAAUGCCUAUAUGCGCUACAAACAAAAUGGGCUCCUGAUCGACUCACUGGAGGAGGCCGCCAAGGAGGCAGGACAAGCCCUGGUGGGGAAGGCCCCUCACCCCCCAUUUGAGAGCCAGCAUCAUCACCUGCUGCACUGCCUGGAGAAGACCACGAAUCACGAGUUUGUGGACGAGCAGACGUUUCAGUCCAACUGCAUGGAGAUCUCCGUGAUGAACAAGUCGGGUUCCCGCACGUCCUCGCUGUCCUCGUCGCCACACGGACUGAGCUCGUGCUGCUCUCGGCGCCACAGGAAGAAGAGCAGCUUCAGUCUGCCCAGCACAAACAACCAGGAGCUCAGCACCAUCCAGAUCAGAGAGAGGCCAGUGGCCAACAGUCGCUCCAGCCUGAAUGCCAAACUCGACGAGACCGUGCCCUUGAAAUGUGACGAACCUUACAUCACACCCUCCAUGGUCAGCCUAUCUGCCCCGGCGAUGACCUCAUCAGACGGCCAUGGCUCCACCACCACCACCGCAUACUCUCAGAGCAACAUUGUACGAGUAUCUGCCUUGUAGAUGUCAUGCCUAUCUGAUCAGCUAACUGGUCUCGAGAAGCACCAGAUGCUGAGGAGAGGGACCACUGAGCAUCAACCUGCCAUAAUCUAGAGGGAUUAUAAGAUUAGCAGAAGUUGGGGGUUUUUUGAUGUAGUGAUCUCAUCUGAUGUCAAACUCUGCAUGGUAUUAGAGUGAUGAAUGGACGGCUGCCUUGGAGAUGAAAAGCGAACCAGCAGAUCUUGCUCCAUUAAGCACAGCAGAGCAAGGCAAAGUGUUGGGAUUGCGUGGUUAAUCGUCGUUGCCUAAAACUACUGAGAAAAAAAAAAACUUUAUUUUUGAAUAUGUAAUGUAGUUGUAUUUGUUGUCUUCUGAUUCAAAGGAGGAAAAGGCAGAUGUUUAAAAGGUCAACUUGAUGGCCUCUGAUGACAAAGCACACAUAUUCAUGGACUGAGCGCCAUCUUUGUGAAUACUGAAUCAGUCCACUUACACAUUAAAAGCACUCGCCUCACUCACCACCCAGUUCAAAUGUUUUUGAACCCCCUCCCCCCUUCGAUUAACUGGCUUCCGAUAGUCCCCCUCACUGUUGUAAAUUCAGAAAACAUACAUCAGCUGGAAUGGAAACCUAUUGUGAAUAUUCAUUAAGUGACUCAUUAACUGGUUGGUGUCAUCGUUUGAUGAGGAAAAAAAAAAAAAGAAAAAA
Acanthopagrus latus (yellowfin seabream) is the source of this 3089-nucleotide messenger RNA. Its product is annotated as potassium voltage-gated channel subfamily D member 2-like. The coding region runs from base 539 to 2410 and encodes 623 amino acids. The record is from RefSeq and is a predicted model, not a curated record. The transcript is spliced from 7 exons. Gene Ontology annotation, molecular function: protein binding; A-type (transient outward) potassium channel activity. Gene Ontology annotation, biological process: protein homooligomerization; potassium ion transmembrane transport. Gene Ontology annotation, cellular component: membrane; voltage-gated potassium channel complex. Lineage: Eukaryota; Metazoa; Chordata; Actinopteri; Spariformes; Sparidae.